Ylistrum balloti is the source of this 3387-nucleotide messenger RNA. RefSeq lists its product as uncharacterized. Lineage: Eukaryota; Metazoa; Mollusca; Bivalvia; Pectinida; Pectinidae. Bases 121 to 1317 code for a protein of 398 amino acids. The record is from RefSeq and is a predicted model, not a curated record. The transcript is spliced from 12 exons.
AACUGAAAACGACCAAUAACUAAGGUUACAUACCUGUUUACAUGUUGCUAAAUUUAGGCUUCCGUGUUACAAAGUUAUGAGAAUGAACUACCCAUCCUUCGACAGAACACGUACAUAAAUAUGAAGUUCAAAACAGUAAGGGAGGGACAGCAAGCUGUUGUAUUCAACUAUCUAGGUGAAGGUCGUUUGAUCAUUGGACCAGAAAGGGUAUUUCUGUACCGAGAAAGACUACAGUACCUAAAAUCCUACACAGCCAAUCAAUAUCAGUUCUUAGUGCUGAAGGAUAAAGAUGGUGUUGUCACACACAAACGAGGACCAUGUGAGGUUUUCCAUAACACCAUGAUGUAUGACAGUAUUGAAAUCAAAGAUGCCACAAAAAUAGAUGCCAAUCAUCUCAUUGUUGUUUACAAGCGUCUAAAGGACAAUGAUGUGCAGCGCAGAAUUAUCCAGGGCCCUACAGUGUUUGUUCCUGAGGCAGAAGAAUGGCUUCAUCAGUUCACUUGGCACGGAUGUGAUGCAACUGACAAGACAAGGAUGAUCCCAGGACACAAUAAGUUUACACAGCUGGCAAUAAUCCCGGAUCAGUUUUACUACAAUGUACGAGAUGUAAGGACAGUGGAUGAUACCAUGAUCACAGUGAAACUCAUGAUUUUUUACAAUCUGAACGAGAUACUCAAAAUGCUGGACACAACCCAUGAUCCAGUGGCUGACAUGAUUAAUGCUGUUUGUGCUGAUAUUAUCACAUUUGCAGGAAAGAACACAUUUGAAGAUUUCUUAAGAAAUACUCACAAACUAAGCGAGCUAUCCUCAUUUCCUGAGCUCACACACAGGGCAGAACGGAUAGGCUACCAAAUACAAAAGGUUGUCUUUCGUGGUUACCAUGCAAAUGACCGUCUACAGCUGAUGCAAAGUUCUGCCAUCGAGACCAGGACACAGUUGAGGUUGAAUGCAGAAAUUGAAGAAAUGAAACAACACCUCCAGAAUUUCAAAUUAUCUAAAGAAGAAGCUCGCACUAAGCUUAAACAAGAAAUGGAGAAAGCGGAACAGGAUCAUAAACAAAUGAUUGACAACAUGAAACAAGUACAUGAACUGGAGAUAAAACAGCUGCAGCACGAACAGUCUCUAAAGGUUGCAGCUAUGACCACAUCCAGCAAGUUAGAUGAUCAGAAAGCUAAGAACAGCAAGGAAAUUGAGCAUCUAUCAAAGUUAAGUGAUUUAGGUGUAGAUGUUACCUUGUACCUGACUCUACAACACAAACCACCAACUGACCAGGAAAUUCGUGUAUCUACACCAGUAUUUACUCAUACUGAUUUAUAAUGGAAACAGAAAAACGCAGGCUAAGAGGAAAUACGGGUGCUACCAUGAUAAUAAAAAAAUGUGGACUCAAAAACAUGGGUUGUCAUCAUACUGUUUAAAAAAUGAAUGUGCUGACAAAUUGAAGCCGACUUCACCAUGCACACCUAUUGCCGAAAAAAUGAGUUGGCAAUCAGACAAGACAAGAAAUUUAGACUACCAUCUCCGUAAAAUAUUCUACUCAUGAAAAUGUUUAUCACAGUUUUCUGCUGAAAUAGUUUUCUAUAUCAGAGAAACAUGGAAACAAUUUGACAAUCUUACUUUGAAGUGCUCCUGUGGAGUGUGAUGAUAGUCCCAAGAAUGUUCUGGGUGUAUCUUAUCUUGUAACAGCGUAAAUAUACAGUUAACAUACAGAUUAAUCUUUCAUUGACUUUUUUAUGUAUGUUUUUUCAUCUUCCUAACUAAAGUUUGCAAGGCAAUGAAGACAUAACAUCAUCAUGAUAUGAUAUGUACCUUGCUUCACCAAAAAGUUCUGAAAUUACUUGUAUACUUGCAUUCUACACAUGUUAAGUCAUGACUUGAUCUUCCAGUAAAUGUCAGUAAGUUUGACAGUCUCCAGUAAGGUUUUGGUCCCACACUUGAGUCUUGAAAAUGACAUCUUCAAUUCAAAAGAAUCUUCAUUAAAGAUAGAUAUAAAAUAAGUGAGAGUGAACUGGAUUUCGACAAUAAUAAAUGUAUAUAUACCUGUAUAUAUAUGAUCUUAGUGGGGAUAUUAAACAUAGGUAUCAUCUAUUUACGAGCCAUGCUAACUUCAGAAAAAUGAAACUAACAAAAGUCAACAUUUGGUUUUCAUGUUCAUUAGGUUAAAAUCAAGAUACAGUUAUAAAUAAGAAAUCAUGGUAAUACAUUUGUGUAAUGCCUGUACAUACCAGUGGCAUUUAUAGGUACAAAUUACUGUGAUAUAACCUAAAUAUCCAUGCUUCUAACUGAAAGCUAGGUUAAUAUAUCUCUUUCAAGUCAAAUUAUGGUAUUUUGUAUUGUAAAGUUAUGUAAUCAUGGGUGAAAUCUUAAUUUUAGUUUUGUUUUUGUCAGUUUACUUUUAUUGGCUUUUACCUUCAAUCCUUCUCUAGUUUGGACCUUUAGUGUCACUGAUGCGUCCUAGAAGCAGGGACAACUUGAUGAUGUAGUUUUUUUACGAGUAUCUACUGUGCAAUUCUUGGAUAAGGAAAUAUUUUUAGUGAAAGACUACAUUCCUUUAAGUAAUAUAUUCAGUAUUUACCCCUGUACAUAAAACGUUUGUGUGUUUUAACAUUGUAUACAGUAAAGGUUUUUUGGAUGGUUAAAUUUUUUGCAAUUAAAACAAGGAUUCAUUUCUCAAUAAAAUCAUGACACAGAGUAUAAGCUUCUUGACUUCAUUCUGAAGAUACAUGCAUUUUUGCGAAUUUAUUCAACAUUUGGAGAAAAGCAAAAAUAAAACUAAUCAAAAUAGCCUUUACACAAUUUAUUAUGAAGCAUAGAUGUUGUACACAGAGGAGACUAAAGGACACAGUGGCCUUAUUAUCUUCUGUCAGUUCAAUCUUCAUUGUGAUUUUCCUUCUUACAAUUAGCCUUAUUUGCCUGUUCAUUAAAAUAGGUUUUACUGGAAUAUUUACAAAAUGACAGGGAUACACCACUGUAUAAUGUAGAGCUAAUGGGAUUUGAUUUCAUAUACAUAUAUAUACAUUAAUAGGUCGUUUCUGGGUUUUCACUAUCCUUGAAGGUGACAUUAUAAAAAAAUGUAACACUUUAAUUGACUUAAUAAAAAUAUCUUGUUUAUUUGUUUAUUUACGGUAUUUUUUAAAAAGAAAUAUGGGCAUGUUAAUUUCUAAUGUCUAAUUCUUCUGUGUUACUUUUAAUCUUUUCAAUCGAGACUUAAAAAUGAAAAAAUAAAGAAAUGCAGUUUAUUAACAAGAAAUGCUACCAUUGUAUGAUGUUACAACACGAAUGUGCGGGACGUUAAGGGUUGGAUAUAUAAUUUAAUAUAUAUGAUAUCCAUUGUUAUCAUGACAUCUUUAUUAUUUAUUCUUAUAUUUCUAAUAAAGUGUUUUAUUAUUA